AUGGCAGAAGGAAUCAAUGUUCAAUCUUUAAAAGACGGUUCUGAUGCAGAUUAUGAAUUCACGUGUACACCUUGCAGCAAAGACAAUAUUAGAGAAGAGGCUGACAAGUAUUGUCGUGAGUGUCACGAAUAUUUGUGUAAGACAUGUACGAUAUACCAUGGCCGACUUAAUAUUGCACAGCAACAUAAACUGUUGGAUAAAAGCGAUGCUAAACAAGGUGUUGUUGUUGCUAGGACUAAAUGUCACUACCAUGCUGACCGAUACAUUGAAAUGUACUGUAAAACACAUGAUAUGGUUUAUUGUACGAUGUGCAUUGCAACAGAACAUAGGUCUUGUGAUGGAGUAAACAAGAUUGAAGAUGUGUCUAAACAAUGCGUAACCCAAACGGAGAUUCAAGCCCUGUUAGAGGAGACAAAGAAUUUACAUGACAACGUGAAGUCCCUGACAGUAAAACAGAAACAAAAUCUAACUGCUAUAGAAAAACAGAAAGAAGCUAUUGAAGGGAAACUAGAUGAAACAGAGACAAAACUUAUAGAACAUAUUAGAAAAUUGAAAAGACAGACAGAAAAAUGUUUAAAUGAUAAAUAUUCUACAUUGAAGGAGGAUCUCGUGCCUGUUAUCAGUGUAUCAGGUCGAACAACUGAAUGCUUGAAGCAAAGUACGAAACAACUGCAUACGAUUGACAGUCUGAUUUUAGAGCAAAAAUUUGUCCAGAUUAUGUUGAUGAAGAAGACUGUCAAAGAUGCAAACACUUUCAUUACAGAAGUUGCGGCGGAAGGUACACAAUUUAUCGAUUUUACUGUAAAUAGGGAGUUGACAGACAUCUUCACAAUCGAACAGUCUUUAGGUGAUGUAACAACCGGAAUUGUUGGUGAGCAGAAAUUGAAACAGAGGCAGUACACACUAAAGUCAACGAAGGAGAUCAAUGUGAAGCUAAGUAAGGACAAUCAGGAAUGUUACAUAUCUGAUAUCUGCAGACUUCCUGAUGGUACGGUCCUUCUGACUGAUUUUAACAAUUACAAAGUUAAAAGACUAAACACUAACGAUAGUGUACAAUGCGUCUUCAAAUUAGACUCUUCACCUACAAGUAUAAGUUGUGUUAGUAACAGAAGAGUUGCUGUGAAAUUGAACAAGAAUAAAAUUCAACUCUUUUCCGUUGGCUCAUAUCUGUCCAAAGAAAGGACUAUAGAUAUACAAAACGGUAGACUGUUUGGAUUAACAAUGUUUUGUGGUGAUCUAUGGUCAUCAGCUUCAAAUGGUGUUAACGUAUACAGUACUUCAUCUAAUCUUGUAAAAUCUAUCGUCCACGAUCAAUACGAGAAGUCUAUAUUUAAAUCCUCUGUUCAGCAUAUGGCAGUCACUUCUGAAACAGUGAUCGUGACAGAUAACUGGGAUGGAGCUGUUUGCCUCAACAAGGAUGGAAUAGUCAUCAGAGAGAUGAGAGACAGUAGAUUGAGAUGUACCGAAGGUGUAUGUGUAGCUGACGAUGAAACGGUAUUCCUAUGUGGAUAUCAGUCACACAACAUCGUUAUGUUCAACAGGGAUGGUAAUUGUCUCGGAGAACUGAUUGGGAAAGACUCUGGCUUGUUAUCACCAAUAAGUAUGAGCUUUGAUGGGAAAAGAAAUAGGUUACUUGUUGGAUGCUACAUCAAAGACACCUUAUUUGUAAUUGAUUUGCUUGUUAGAUAGAUCACAAGACUUUCAACUUCUAACUGGUAAAUUUCAUAAAAGAAAUUUCUGCCGGAUUCAGAUGUUUUGCAGUAUUAAGGCUAUGCAUGCAAAAUAAGUACCAAUGCUGUCUAAUACGUUUAUACUGAUUUUUUUCAAUCAUUUGAAAUAUCAUGUCAUAAAAUCAAUAUGUGAAUUAUUUGAAAUAAUAUUUGCAUACAACAUUAUGUUAUCCUUCGAU
Messenger RNA from Ruditapes philippinarum (Manila clam), 1909 nucleotides. RefSeq lists its product as uncharacterized. The record is from RefSeq and is a predicted model, not a curated record. Gene Ontology annotation, molecular function: ubiquitin-protein transferase activity; zinc ion binding. Gene Ontology annotation, cellular component: chromatin; nucleoplasm. Lineage: Eukaryota; Metazoa; Mollusca; Bivalvia; Venerida; Veneridae. Gene Ontology annotation, biological process: positive regulation of DNA-templated transcription. The transcript is spliced from 2 exons. Bases 1 to 1689 code for a protein of 562 amino acids.